AUAUAUAGGUCUCUACCAACAAGGAAACGAUAUAACUUGUCUACGAACAUUUAGAAAUAAUAACUUCAUUCUGAAAUUUUGGAGGAAAACACACACACACACACAAAAUGGGGUCACUUUUGGGUGAUUUUGAAGAAGAAUUACAAGAAGUGAGGGACACUUUCAAUAGUGGGAAGACAAGAGAAAUCUCCUGGAGGAAGUCACAACUACAAGCCAUACUCUCUCUUCUCAAAGAGAGAGAAAGUGAUAUUUUCAAGGCUCUUAAUCAAGAUUUGGGCAAACAUCAUGUUGAAGCCUUUAGAGAUGAGAUCGGAACAGUGGCAAAAUCUGCUAAGUAUGCCCUUGGAAACUUAAACAAAUGGACGGCUAGCAAAAAGGUUAAACUGCCACUGGCUGCUUUCCCUAGUACAGCGAAAUUGGUUCAUGAACCCCUUGGUGUUGUCCUCAUCAUAUCAUCUUGGAAUUUUCCAUUUGGGUUAUCAUUUGAACCAAUUAUCGGCGCAAUAGCAGCAGGAAAUACAAUAAUCCUAAAGCCUUCAGAACUUGCUCCAGCUUGUUCCUCAGUUCUCGUUAAGACAAUCCAUGAUUACCUUGAUAAAUCUGCUAUUAAGGUUGUCGAAGGUGGAGCCUCUGUCGGUGAAAAACUUCUUCAACAUAAUUUUGAUAAGAUUUUCUUCACAGGGGGUGGAAGAGUGGCCCAAAUUGUUAUGGCAGCAGCUGCAAAGAAUCUAACUCCUGUGACUUUGGAGUUGGGUGGAAAAUGCCCUGCUGUGGUUGAUUUCAUCUCUAGUACAUGGGAUAGAAAGAUUGCAAUGAAAAGAAUUAUUUGGGGUAAAUUUGGAGCGUGUGGUGGGCAAGCUUGUAUUGGAAUUGACUAUAUUCUCACACAGAAGAAAUUCGCACCAACUUUGGUGGAAUUGUUGAAAAAAUACAUCAUGAAAUCUUUCGGAGACAAUCCAAUGGAAUCUAACAGCAUUGCUAAGAUUAUAAACAAUAAACACUUCUUAAGAUUGAAGGGACUUCUAGAUGAACCUCUUGUAAAAUCUUCUAUCGUUUUUGGUGGUUCAUCAAACGAAGAAAAACUAUUUAUUGAGCCGACAAUAUUGCUUGAUCCUCCACUUGAUUCUGCCAUCAUGACAGAAGAAAUCUUUGGUCCAUUGCUUCCAAUUAUCACAUUGGAGAAUAUUGAAGAUAGUGUUGCGUUUAUAAGAGCAAGGCCAAAACCACUUUCUGUUUAUGGCUUCACAAAUAAUGAAAAACUUCAAAAAAGGAUGAUUUCUGAAACAUCAUCGGGCAGCAUUACAUUUAAUGAUGCCAUCAUUCAAUAUGCUGUUGACACGCUGCCAUUUGGCGGAGUUGGCGGAAGUGGGUUUGGAAGAUACCAUGGAAAAUACUCGUUUGAAAAUUUCAGUCAUCAGAAGGGAGUGAUGAUGAGAGGAUAUCUUAUUGAUUUUGGGUUUAGAUAUCCUCCAUGGAACAAUAAAAAAUUACAACUGCUUAAAUCAGGGUUGCGAUCUUUACAAGAAGCAUUGCUGCAUAACUCAAAAUAUGCACAAAUCUUUUUAGGUUAG
Molecule: messenger RNA, 1571 nt
Organism: Lactuca virosa
Lineage: Eukaryota; Viridiplantae; Streptophyta; Magnoliopsida; Asterales; Asteraceae
Source: the annotation of a GenBank genome assembly